AAUCCGUAAGUUAUUCCUUGUUAAUUACUUUUAACAUUUCAUAAUCAUACUCUUUUUUCCGUUAAACUUUACUUACAGAUUAUUCAAUAACACCGGCGUAUUACAAAUGUAUAAACAACACGUUUUUUUGUUAUUUUUAUUUUGACAUAUCACAUGGUGAUGGUUCGAAUCAAAAAUAAUCCAUGUCGGAUCGAGCGUUCUUCGGGUAUAAAAAAAAAACGAGUGACGUCACAAUCGUGUAGUUCAUUUCGCCUUGUUUUGGUUGUACCUCUAAAGCCAGAACAAAGCGAGAACAAGGCCAAAAUUUUGUAUGAGAGUCUCUCUCAAAUUGCCCACAGGGCAAUUUAAAAACAAUUACAGUGAGAGUGAAGUGAGUGCAGUACCAGUGUGUUUGGAACAAUUAGAUCAGCAUAGAGAUGAUUUCUUGUCCGCGUUGUCGAAAUUAGAGGAAUUAGAAGAGUCUCCGGAAGCGUUAGAAACAUUGCUGCAAGAACGAUGUGAUAUGGACAGUGUAUAUUGCAGAGUGAAAGGGUUUCUGUUACAAAAACUACCAAGUGAAGCCAAUCCUCUUAACGCGUCGAUCAUGCAGGCAAAUUCAACUCUAAAUACAACGGGAAAUUUAGGUUCGAUUAAUAUUCGGCUACCGAAAAUUGGUCUCCCAACGUUCGACGGUGACUCAACUAAGUGGCUCACGUUUCGUGAUCGGUUCGUGGCAAUGAUUGACUCUUCAGCAGACAUUCCAGCGAUUUUAAAAUUGCAAUAUCUGCUGUCAUCAUUGAAGAGUGAUGCCGCACUGCUGUGCGAACAUACGACGUUGACUGCGGACAAUUACGCGACCACUUGGGCCGCGUUAUUAAAGAGGUACGACAAUCCGCGGAUGUUAGUUCGGGAUUACUAUCGGAAAAUCUACCACCUUCCUGCUGUGUAGUCCGAGUCGGUUGAUGAGUUGGCGCAGUUGGUGGACGAGUUCACGCGCCACGUAAACGGACUAAAGAAGCUGCAGGAGCCGGUUGAUACUUGGGACACACCGCUGACAACGAUGAUGUUUUUCAAAUUGGCCCCCUCAACCAUCCUGGCUUGGGGGAAGCACUCAUCAGGGAGACAACGAGAUAAGUAUUCGGAGCUAAUAGAUUUUCUUCAGGAUAGAAUCCGAAUUUUACGGUCGACACAGACGUUAACCAAGGUCGCUGAAACUGUUCCUACAACGGUGGCUGGCGGAGAGAGAAAAUCUGGAAGGGUGAAAUAUGUCGCGAAUACCGUAUCAACGCGGAAGCCUGCUAGCACCUAUCUUCAAGUGUCAUGCCCGUUAGAGUGUGCUGAGCCGCACAACCUUCGAAGCUGUCCGAAAUUUCAGAAAGGAGACGUUAAAUUCCGGCGUGAGGUGAUAGCAAGGCAGAAGCUAUGCUUCAACUGUUUAAAUCCGAACCAUCAGGUUAAAUCGUGCCAUUCCGUCUUCCGUUGUAACAAGUGUAACGGACGUCAUCAUAGCUUGUUGCACGACAAUUCACCUUCCCAGGUGUCCAUGAACGUGGGAUCGAACAACGAGUUGGUGUUUCUGGAGACGGUCAUGCUGUGGCUAGUCGAUGACCAUGGUAUUUGGCAUGAGGCGCGAGCAUUAUUGGAUUCAGGAUCGAUGUGCAAUAUUGUAUCCGAAUCAUUUGCACGGAAGCUGUUGACCACGCGGUUAAAGGUCAAUAUUGCAUUGUCUGGUAUCGGCGGUGCAGUAAAUCAAGCCAAAGAUUCCAUCAUCGCCACUGUUCAGUCGAAAUCAGCAUCAUUUUCGUCACCGAUGGAGUUCGUGAUUUUGAAGUCACCCUGUGUUCGAAUUCCAACUGCCCUAAUCGAUGUUACUUCAUGGAGUUUCCCUAACGUUCCGCUGGCUGAUCCGACGUUUCACAUGCCGUCCAACGUCGAUGUAGUCAUCGGCAGUGAUGCGUAUUGGGAAUUGCAUACUGGGAAGAAGCGACUAUUGGUCAAAGGCGGUCCUUGGUUGGUUGAGACUCCAUUUGGGUGGACAGUUGCGGGAAACACUUCGCACAAUUUGGGCUCCACGCAGGUAUCGUGCAACUCAACUACCAGCUACAAGUCACUUGAUGCAUUACUACAACGAUUCUGGGAAAACGAAUGCAAUCUGGAUGGACCCGCUCUGUCGCUAGAAGAAGACGCUUGUGAGAAGCAUUACGUUGCGACUACAACACGUGAUGACCAUGGACGGUAUAUUGUAUGCCUGCCUCGCAAUCCCAGUGCAGAUGUAGUGUUGGGCUCAUCAAAGGAAAUUGCUGAUCGACGCUUGCUUGGUGUGGAACGACGCUUGAGUAAUAACCCUGAAAUGGAGGCAAAAUAUAAACGGUUCAUGCACGAAUAUGAGGAACUUGGUCACAUGCGUAAACUUACCGAACUGGUGGACGAUAGUAUACCGCAUUGUUAUAUUCCUCACCAUGCGGUGGUGAAGGAAUCAAGUACAUCCACCAAGGUACGGGUCGUGUUUGAUGCGUCCUGUAAAACGUCUUCGGGAUACUCCCUUAACGACACAUUACUAGUGGGUCCAAUUGUACAAGAGGAUCUGCUUACGAUUAUUUUGCGCUUUAGGACGUAUGCAAUCGCGAUAGUGGCUGAUGUUGAAAAGAUGUACAGGCAGAUUCUCCAAAGCAUCCCCGAUCGGAAUCUGUUGCGCAUCAGGUAUCGAAAGAGCACACUGGAACCGAUAUCAACCUACGAGCUGAACACCGUUACUUACGGUACGGCGUCAGCCCCAUUCCUAGCUACUCGAACCAUACACCAGGUUGCUCACGAUUACAAAAACGAAUAUCCGAUGGCCGUUGAUCGCGUUUUACAUGACUUUUACGUCGAUGACCUGCUGACCGGAGCGACAGACCUAACCCAAGCGAUAGAAGUGCGAAAACAAAUCACGGCAAUGCUUAAUUCAGCUGGCUUCGUACUAAAGAAAUGGGCAUCAAACGUUCCGGAAUCGCUACUGGAUGUAGCACGAGAAGAUCUUGCGAUUCAAUCGAUGCACGAGUGGAAGGAUGGUCAGGCAGUUUCAACGUUAGGGCUGGUUUGGGAACCCGUCAACGAUUCGUUCUUCUUCAAGGUUGACCUUCCACAACCAGCAGAAGUGUUAACGAGAAGCCUUGUUUUGUCCUACACGGCAAGCAUUUUCGACCCACUUGGUUUGUUGGGUCCGACAAUCAUCAUCGCUAAGAUGUUUCUCCAACGGCUAUGGAGUUUAAAGGAAGGAGGAAAGGCUUGGGAUUGGGAUCGCGCACUACCAGGCGAGCUUCAACAAGAGUGGAGGAGCUUCCAUUCAACGUUAUAUUCGCUACGCGAAUUAAGAGUGCCGCGAUUUGUUUCCCAACCGAAAACGCCCAGCUUACAAUUGCACAUAUUCGCUGAUGCCUCUCAAAGUGCAUAUGGUGCAUGCUGGUAUGUGCGAGCGGAAUCAAAGGUUACGGUACAAUUGAUGGCGGCGAAAUCUAAAGUCGUGUCACUGUCGAACACACAUUCGAUCGCUAGGCUGGAACUAGCUCAACAGGAUUCGUUCGCGGAAGAGCUAGCCGUCCUAGCGAAAGAGAAGAAGGUUUCCGGAAAGUCACGAUUGAAGUGGUUGUCACCAUAUAUCGACCAUGCUGGGACGUUACGCCCGACCGCCACUAGCCAGGGUCUCCAGGCAUUUGUGAAGGAGCAAAUCGGCAUCGAAGAUGUCACUGCCAUCAAACUAGUGCCUGCUGUUCGAGACCUCAGCACUCUAACUUUCACUUCGUUCAAAGUUGGUAUGUCGACUGAGCACCGGGAAAAAGCACUGUCUCGUUCUUCUUGGCCGAUUGGGACAAUCUUUAAGGAAUUUACCGACCGUCGCAAGGCAUCUAAAGCCGCAAUAAAAACACCUAUAAACCGGUUCCCGAUCACUGCAACUGAACCCAGCAUAAACAACAACAUCACCGUUCCUGUUACAACCAUCGAUACCAUCUGUAACGAUCACACUCCUACGGAUAAUAGCCCACGUCCUGCGACACCACCACCAUCACAGCAACAUCAGUAG
Anopheles funestus (African malaria mosquito) is the source of this 4039-nucleotide messenger RNA. RefSeq lists its product as uncharacterized. NCBI's taxonomy places the organism in Eukaryota, Metazoa, Arthropoda, Insecta, Diptera, Culicidae. Gene Ontology annotation, molecular function: aspartic-type endopeptidase activity. The record is from RefSeq and is a predicted model, not a curated record. The transcript is spliced from 2 exons. Gene Ontology annotation, biological process: proteolysis. Bases 1040 to 4039 code for a protein of 999 amino acids.